Falco peregrinus (peregrine falcon) is the source of this 4075-nucleotide messenger RNA. RefSeq names its product ovo like zinc finger 2 (gene OVOL2). The transcript is spliced from 4 exons. Bases 150 to 938 code for a protein of 262 amino acids. Gene Ontology annotation, biological process: epidermal cell differentiation; regulation of transcription by RNA polymerase II. Gene Ontology annotation, molecular function: RNA polymerase II cis-regulatory region sequence-specific DNA binding; DNA-binding transcription factor activity, RNA polymerase II-specific. The record is from RefSeq and is a predicted model, not a curated record. Gene Ontology annotation, cellular component: nucleus. NCBI's taxonomy places the organism in Eukaryota, Metazoa, Chordata, Aves, Falconiformes, Falconidae.
UGCCCGGUGCGUGCGGUCCCGCUCCCCGCGGACGGCAGCGCAGCGCCCGCGCCCCGCCGGGCUGCGGCCGGGCGGCGGGGGGAGCCGCUCCGCUCCGCUCCCCUCCCAGCCGUGCCGAGCCGUGCCGAGCCGAGCCCCCUGCCCUCGCCAUGCCCAGAGCCUUCCUGGUGAAGCGCCGGAGCCCGCAGCCGGCGGUGCGCAGCUGGGAUGGGCUGCCCGACGAGGAGCGAGCCGACACCUACAUCCCAGGCGGGAUCGGCUCCGUGCUGGGCUACGAGGACAGCUGCAGCCUGGAGAGCAGCGGGAGCAGCGGGACCCGCGACGUGGAGCCCAGCGAACCCCCGACGCCCCAGCCCGCCCCCGGAGCCUUGGGCCCGGCCGGGGGGAUGCUGCUGGACCUGGCCAUCAAGCGCCCCGUGGUCAGGUCGAAAAUCAAGUUCACCACCGGCACCUGUAACGAUGCUACAGUGCAUAGCUGCGAGCUGUGUGGCAAAGGCUUUCGCUUGCAGCGGAUGCUCAACCGUCACAUCAAGUGUCACAGCCAGGUGAAGAGGCACUUGUGCACCUUCUGCGGGAAAGGCUUCAAUGACACCUUUGAUCUGAAAAGACAUGUCCGGACCCAUACCGGAAUUCGCCCUUACAAAUGUGAGGUUUGCAACAAAGCCUUCACCCAGCGCUGUUCCCUGGAGUCCCACCUCAAGAAGAUUCACGGCGUGCAGCAGCAAUACGCCUACAAACAGAGGCGAGAUAAACUUUACGUGUGCGAAGACUGCGGCUACACAGGCCCCACACAGGAGGACCUGUACCUGCACGUUAGUAACGUUCACCCUGGAAGUGCUUUCCUGAAAAAAACCUCUAAAAAACUUGCAGCGGUUUUGCAAAACAAACUGAGCCCUGUCCUGCAGAGGGACUCCAAAGAUGACGACAAAGAUGAGUAACACAAUGGAUUACAGUGGUCUAAAGGAAUGAAGUUUACAUGUAGGACUAUAUAUAUAUAUAUUAUUUUUUUAAAAAACAUUUUGAACAAAAUCCCUGAAAUGAAAGGGAUGCUCUUGUUAAUGGGACUCUCUUGAUGUUGGUAGAAUCUCAACUUGAAAGAAAUAUUCCCGUAUACAAUGCAAACAUCAGAAUUUUAUCUGGCCAAAAGAAAUGGAAAGCUUGGAAGAAGCUGUCACCUCUUGGAUGGAGUACUUACCGGUCUGACGUUCAGCCAGCCUGUUUUCCGUUUCAGCUCCACCACGCUUCUGAGUGGCCGCUGACAAAUAAGUCCACCUUCCCCAGCGUAUUUUGUACCGAUAGUAACCGUUACCUCCCGCACAGAUUGCUUUUGAGAGGUUUGGGUGAAAAGUGCCGCGUAAGAUCAGCUACUAGGUACAUUGUUCUAUGCAAAACGAAUUAAAAUGGUCUUAAGAACAGGAGUACAUUGUAUCGGUAAAUAAGUUAAAACAUGCAAAUAGCCUGAGCUCUGCCCCCUGUGCAGUAGAAUAACGAUUUAUGGAAGCGUGAUCCAAGGUGAGCUGAAUUAUUUUUUUUAAAGGAUGCAGAACUUUAUCCUCCCAAACUUUCUCUACUAGCGAAUUACAUUAGUCCACAGCAGGCUUACGGUUGUGUUUUAGGUACUUUAAGCUGUGAACUUUUAUCAUGUUUAGAUUUAAGUGUAACCUUAACUCCUGGAUUUACCAAGAUCCUGGGCUUGUCACGCUCACUUUGGGGAUUAUUACCACAACACUUUAACAUACAUCAGUAUCAACUCAGAAACCCAAAGAAAACACUUGAGUGACUUGAAAAUACAUAUUUUCUGUCAUAGUGAAAUGCAGUUUUGUAUUUUAUGGGGUGUAUGUGUCUCUGUGUGUGUGUAUUUUUUUUCUUUUUAAUGAUCUGUUUACUAACACGACAGAGCAGUGCAAUGCAGUGAAAAGGGAGACGUGGCCCGUCUCUGCCUCAUGAGAUCAGAGCAAACCUCUAGGCACGAAUCUGGCUUCUCAUGGGUAACCGGUCAGUUUAGAAGGCUCCUAGUGAGACUGAUGCUGCGAGGGAAGGAGGUGGUGAUGAUGAUGAGGGACUGGUGCUACAUCUCUGUGCUUUUGGACUUGCCCUGUAGUCCUGCUCCAGCUCCUCUCGACAACCUGUCCCCUUGACAGGACAGCCAAGAGGCUAGCCUAUGGAGACUACAGAGUGUGAAUUUAGGGAUUUAACAAAAAGGGGAGAGGGAUGCCCGUACAACUCACGUUGCUGAAACCACCUGACACUUUUUAAGGCUCUUCAGAAGCUGCUGCCGCCUUUACUGGGCACCUGGGUAUCUUUAUUAGGAGCGACAGGGUGGGGUGGCAACUGCCUCAGCAACCACAAGCUACUCUGGUCCAAGUGUGUGUAAUUCAUCUGCCUCUUAACUUAAUGGACACAGCCGCUAAACAGGUUUUACAUCAAUUUAAAUAUGUAACAAGUAAUGGAUUUCAUUUGUAAAUGCCAAAAAUCCAUUUCAUGCUCAAAAUGAAGCUGUACAUUUGGGGAGGAUACGCUGUAUUCUACAUACAUUGAAACAACUGAAAAGUAACCCACCUAAAAUACCGCAUCCUAGCCAGGACCUUCACAGUCAUUACUACUAAAAUGACACUGAGCGUCUCUGCAAGAAGCAUCCAAAUCUUCUAAAUCUGCCUCAGUUUUGUACAGACAUCUGCUUGGGGUCUUGUGUGGAAGAGCUAGGGGUUUAAAAGCAUCUCUAAUUAUAUUAAUACUUAAUUCAGCACAACUGUUGGUGCUUGGUACCUUGAAAAUGAGGGUAAUAAAGUGAUGCCACUGUAUAAAGAACAAACUUGUCAUUCUAUGUAACGGGAAAGCUUGGACAAUACUUGAACAGACAUGAAGUUCAUGGGGAAAAAAAGCAUCUGAGGUUAAUUACAAAAGCCUUACUUGGCAAAAAGAGCUAAAGCUUGUAUGGCGAUCCCCGGUUCUUCAUUAUAACCGAGGAGUAUAAAUGGAAGGUGUUGCAAAUACAUGGACAAAAUUGCCGGGCUGAGAAAAGCUGGUUCAGCCAAUGGUGCUGGCAACACUCCUGCUCAGUGAGGGCUGUCAGCAAACUGAGCUGUUGAGCUCAGCUCCCAGGUGGGACUGUUCGGUGGGGGCCAUCUGAGCAAAGCCACCAGCGGUCACCUAGCUGGAACGGCUUCAUGUGCUCAGCUCUGCCGAAACCUCAGCCCUUAAACUGGAGCAGCAGAGGUGUGGCUGAAACCCUCCCUGUCUAGCUGGAGAGGCAUUUUGUGUGGCUAUGUGUGUGUGUUUGUGGGGUUUUUCUUCCCCCUCCUGGAGCACAUGCUACUUUUGAUUUCCCUCCAGCAUCACUGCCAAAGCACGUCCCUGCCAAAAGAACUACAGACACACUCAGGUGGGUCCAUCUAUGUGAUCUCAGUCAAACAAAACAUUCACAGCAACAGAGGAAAGCAGCAGGUAGCAGCACACGGAAGAAAAAACACAGCUGGAUGUUGUAGCUGGAGUAAUUGCCCUGAUUGGCUGGUUUUUCUGCAGAGGACAGAUACUGCCUGUAGCAGAUGCUGUGGGCAUGUGAAUUUAACAGUCUGGCAAGUUAGUUUAAACUGGUCACAAAGCGGGUUUCAGUUUGCAUGACACCAGCAAUGGCCAUCUGCCAGUUCUGUUACGGGACAAAACUGGCACCAGCUUGUGCCUCUACAGAAGUGUUGCAGUGCUCACACAGCAAUGCCCGAGGCAGCCAGACUUUCAGAAGUGCUAAACGCGAGGAACUUCCACUGCUACCGUCUCUGAAGGCUGUCUGCCUUCUCCUGGCUCUCUGACAUACAGACUCACCCAGGACUUUAAGAUAGGUUUACAAACUGACAUUGCCAGUAAGCUGGCAGCCUUCCUCAGAAACAAGGCUUUUGUUAAACAAAUAAACACAGGUGAAACCAACAGUUGCCCGCACUGCCCAGGCUCCAGACUUGUCCUUAUUUAUUGGGAGGUGGGAUGAGGCUGAAAUCUUACAUAGUUCAGAGACACCUAAUGGCUGUAUGAUGCACUGAUGAGGGCGACAAUCCUACCCAAACAUUGCCCAACUGUUCCACAC